Messenger RNA from Podarcis lilfordi (Lilford's wall lizard), 6451 nucleotides. The record is from the annotation of a GenBank genome assembly. NCBI's taxonomy places the organism in Eukaryota, Metazoa, Chordata, Lepidosauria, Squamata, Lacertidae.
AUGGUGAGUGUUCGGGUUUCUUCGCUUUUCUUCUUCCCUUCUCAGCCAGUUCCACCCCAGUCGGGUUUCCUGGGGCGCGCGGGUUGCCUAGGAAGGGUCGUCCCCCGCGGAUGGCUCGGGGUGGCGCUGGAUGGAGGCGGAUGGCCGCGCCUGCCCGCAGAGGCCCCCUUGGCCGCUCGGGCCUGGCGAGCCAGUGGCGCCCUCGUCUCCCGAGUGGCCCUCAGCUCUCGCCCUAGGAGGAGGGAAAGGCGGGAUUGAGCGGCUGGCUAAAUACGAGCGCGGCCCUUAUUGGGAGUAGCAAACGAAAUGCAGAACCUUCGGAGGGAAGGAAAUCUGCACGUCGGGAGCCCGAAUCGCCGGGCGGGGUCGGGGGGGUCGAAAAGGUAAAACUUGAGGAGACCUAAGUGGGGCAGAUGGCGGCUUUGAACGUAGUUCUGGCAAUGCCUUAACUUCGCCCUGGGCUUAUUUAGCGUUCACUCAGAUCAGUUUCCCACGAGGGCCGAAUAGAUCUCAGAAAUACCUUGAUUUUGAUGGUGAACGGGUAUUGCAACUCGGGAAUAGCUGAGGAAUUAUUUCUAGCAUUUAUAUCCUUCCUUAGCCCCCACCCCGGCUUAGUACGCCCCCCCCCCGCCAAUUUAAUGCCCCCAACCACCUUGUGAGGCGGGCUAGACGGGAGGGAGUGCCUGGCCCAAGAUCAGCGGGCGAGUUUCUGGCAGGGGGCCUGGUCUGCCCCUCUGACCACUCAGCCGCAGAAAUGGCAAAUGCCCUGUCCUUCCUCUAUACCUAGCGUUGAAAUUCAGUGAAUGGAGCCGCCACCCCUUGCAGGCUAGUAAUUCUCCACCUGCCCUAAGUAUAUUUUCUAGACUAAUAACUUGGACAGUUGAUAUAAAAUAAAUCUCGCUGGGGAAUCCUUCUUUGGAGUGUGGUAGUGGAAACCAUUGUAGCAAGUCAAGUCUUUUCACAAAAGUAAAGUGAGCUGCACCAAAGGUAGCACAUGGCAUAUUUUCAACAAAGUAAUUUCCUGAUUAAGAUGAGCUUUCCUUCACUGUACCUGCACAUGAUGAUAAAUGAUGUUGGUAGGGACAUCUGAGAGCAUGAUGAAUACCAACAUCUCUGAGCAGGAUUAGGACCUGGGUAUAUUCAAUGUUAUAUUCAAUGAGGCAUUUUAAAAUAGCCCUAUUAGUGCAAUUUUAGAUACUCCUAUAUUGCAGGUUAAUUUAUGACAGCUCUAAUGUGCCUUACUGAAUAUUGCAGACCAGGGUUUAGGCUUUGCAUGGUUUACAAGAGCCCUACAGUGUUUGCCACAUAUACUAAAAAAACCCUUUUGCAUAAUGUGGGUUGGUUUGAAGCUGAGAGUGGUUACAGUUAUACUGCUGCUCUAGCCCUGUGUUGCUUAGAUUUCUGUGUUGCAGGUUGGGCUGAAAUACUAUUUCAGGUCAAUGGCAGGGUUGAUGCUGAUUUGCAUUCCCAGUCAAAUACCAGGUUGUUAGGGGACCCGCUUGUUUUUAGAAGCAUUUUAACUUCUGAGAGGUCUAACAUAAUUUUUUGUGUGCUUCCUUGUAGGCUCAGAAGGUGAAGACAAUACUAUUUGCGGAGGUAACAUUUUCUGUUUUGGAUUAAAAGAAAAAUGUUUAGGCUGUUUCAGAAUGCAAUAUAUAGCUUGCUUAAAUGAGAACUAACUUUGUGCCACAAUGAUGACACUUAUUUGCUACUCUUGAUUAGAAUGAUGAGAAUGCUCAACCACCUAUAAUUGAAACUGAGGCACUGAACAUUUUUUAAGGGAUAUCUAAAUUGUUUUUAAAGGUUUUGUAACAUUUGCUGUUUUCCUUACAGGGUUUUAGAAAUGGUUUGGUACUUACAGAAGGAAGAUGUUUGGGUAAGUGUCCUACAGAAGAUCAAGCAAUCUGUAUAAAAGCCUCUACCAGCUGUUCCUGGGAGUUUUAUAUACAGUGGAUGCUCUGGUUGCGAACAUGAUCCGUGCGGGAGGCACGUUUGCAACCCACAGCGCUGUGUCUGCGCACACGCAGUUUGCGAUUCGGCGCUUCUGCGCAUACGCGACCUCCGAAACCUGGAAGUAACCCAUUUCAUUACUUCCGGGUUUUGGCGCGUCUGUAACUCGAAAAACCGCAACCUGAAGUGUCCGUAACCCAAGGUAUGACUAGUAGUUUUAAAGGGCAUAUACUUAAAUUGAGCAAGCUAGCAGCAUUAAAUGCAGCUUUGGUUUCUCUAUUGCGAUUGAAGGAUGUGUGUGAUGAAAGCAUAGUUCAGCAGAUAAUCUGUGAUGAAUGCAGAUGUCUUUCGCUCCUAUCUGAUGCAUCCUCGUUAUUUUGACGGUACUAUCAUUGGUAUAGUUUCUGUAUGUAACGCCGAACAUCAACAUUCUUUGCUUGCCAAGGAGAGGGCCAUUUUAUAAUAUGCCUAUUUGCUACUUGGGGGAAAAAAACACGGAACGUUUUUAGCUCAAGGCAUAUUAUCUAGUUAAAAGCUACAGAUGUCUACUGAGGCAACUAGUCAAAAAGUUAAUGCCAUUAACAUUGUGAAAGUGUUUGGCAAAAGAGGAUUUAGACUAUGAAGAUCAUAAGUUGUAACAGAAUUAAAAUUUUCUUGCAGGGUCUGCAUUUGCACUGUAUGCUGCAAUAUGGCCUAGUUGCUUCUAUACUAUAAAUUUCAGUCCAGCUCCUUAGCAUAGCCAAACAGGUAUGUUUCAUGGAAAUAUUUGAAUGUGUGGUUAUGGCAGAAAGGGAAUUUUGAGCAUUGGCAGUGACCCACAGCAUGCUUAGGCUGCCCAAAAGUUUUCUGUUUCUCUCUACUCUGUUAUAUUAUUACCAAGCACACUUGGUUGCAUUAUGCUGUAAUGGGUCAGAUUAUAUCAGUCUUUGAACUUCUUAAAAUACUCAUAACACACUUUACAUCCUGUAUUAAAUCAUCUUAAAUCUCAGGUCUGCAUGAAUUGCAGCAACAAUAAGAGCCUGGAGAUUUCAGUAGCCCUUAGUGUUUGGUCCACUGCGGUUGUAUUGAUCCAAAGUAUUAUUUAUCCCCAGGCAUAUGAGAAUUUUCCAGUACAUUCUUUGCUUUUCUAAAUAGUGUUGGGAUUUGUUGGGUAGUUUGUGUCCUAUCCUGUCUUGCCUUUGUUCUCCAGAGGCUUCAAAGCAGCCAUUCUAUGUAGUUGCCAAUGCUGUAGUCAUUAGGUUAUAUGUAGACAUUAAACCUGCUGUAUAUGAUGCUGAAUCAGGUCGCUGAUCCAAAUGAGGAUAAUUGAAUCAACACUGAUACAGUGGUUCAUUGUAGUUUUUAAAAGGAGUGAAGCUGGGUUGAAGACUAAAAUCACUUAUUGUCACUUUUAUAGGCCUCCAUAAUGCAGCUGUAUUGAAGUAUGAGACUUGAGUUCUGAAGCAAAAAAGGUGGGUUAGUUACUGGGAAGUGAUUCGUCAGUCAGUUCAGCCUCACUGCAAUAUUUGUUGAGCAGUGUGAUAAAACUUGCUUAGAGAGACUAUGAAGUUCUUCAAGAAUGGUCCAAUGCUAUUGGACUAUACAUUUGAAAUAUGGGUCCCAUUUAUUCCUAGCACAAUUAUAAAUACUGCUAAUGCAGCCUGCCUAGGAAGCAUCUUAGGUAUAACAUUGAACAAUGCCUUCUAGCUAUAUCAGUGAAGGUAAAUUUUUAUAAUGUGCAGUAUAUAACGCAAGCAGCCUGUGUGAUGAGAAGCCAAUGAAGCUGACUUAAAUAAUGGAGAUUUGUAAUUAGCUCUACCUGACUUGGGCAUCUGCUUGCAUUUUCCUGUUUAGCAGCUAGCUUUCUCUGGGCUGUCUUAAAGAAAACUUUCUUUCUAGGUUGUAAGGUGACUUUGAAGAUCUCCUUAGAGUUACAUUCCUGAUAAUGGUAAGUUACUAUAGGACAUCUACCUGAUGAAAUUUGUUCAGUGUUGCAGUAACAUCGGCAAAUGUUUUGGAAGGAUCAAGCAAUAAUGUGGGGAUUAGUAUGGGCUGCUUGUCAACAAUUCCCUGUUAGAUCUUCCAGAUAUGGUAAUAAGGGUUUUACUUUGGGCGAUUUUUAAUUGUUUAUAGCUUGUUCAGUACUAGACCACACAUGUAGCCAGUGAUGAUAAUAGAUUCCGCCAAAUGACUGCUCAUGAAAUUAACAACAUACCGUUCUAUAUACUGAGGUUACAUUGUUCUGUGGUCAUUAGUUAGGAAACUUAUAGAAAUACAAAUUACUUUCUAGUUUCACAUUAAUAGAACACGCAAAUAUAAGAAGGUCCAGGUUCCUUUGUGUUUGUGAUCCACCCAUGCCAAUAUUUGGUUCUGGCCAACACAGUUCUCCUUAACUUUGGGCAUUUCCCUGUGGGAAGGUGUUACCAGUCAAGUCUUAAAGCAAAAGUUGCCAAAAUAAUGAGUUUAACGUUUUCCAGAGCCAAGCUGGUUCCCUGUAAUAAGAUCCUCUGUUGCAACUUAAUUAACAAAUGUUUCUUUCUCUUUAAAGUCCAAAUGGUUGAGGAGUCUCCAGUUUUGAGUUACCUGCUGAAAGAGGUUAGUAAAUGACUAGUUUUGAAAUCUGACACCUAACUGCAUGCAGAAGGUCCCUGGUUCAGUUCCUGGUGUCCAGCUUAUAGGAGACUGGAAAGCUGCUGAUAAUUGAAGUGGGUACUACUAGGUUAGAUGGCUCAAUGGGCUGAGUUCAUACAAAGCAGCUUUCAUAUUUUACGUUUUUCAUUCCUUUUGAAAUUCACACCACAAAUUAAGUCAGGCUCUGCCUGGAAAAAGCCAAUGAUGUUUUAAGAGUAGUGGACAGAAAAUAUUUCUGACAAUUGUGCGCUGAGGCUUUUUUUGGGGGGUGGACAAUGUAGCUGAGCAAAGACAUGCUAGUGGCUCUUGGUGUGUCAUAGUACCAUGACUUACCUAAGACUGUCUUACACUGUUUACAAAGACAUGAGGAACGAGAUCAUCGCCCCACUCGUACUGACCAUCCCAUGGCGCACAAUCACUGCCACAGUGUCCUUUCUCCUAUCAGACCAAACGGAGCAGAUAACAGCAAGGCGUGCUAGGUUCUUAGCAGGGGCAAUGAGAAUAAGGGCCACUGACUACCUAAGACUGAACUUCUGAAUCUAAUAAGUUUCUAUUGCAGUGGGAAUGUGCACUUCUUAAUAGGCAUCUCUUUUGUGUAAGAGUACACUCAAAAACAUGGGUUGGCUCACGAUGAGAACUUUGUCUUUGGUCUGAUAUAUAAACUAAGGGUUAAACUAUGGAAAAUAUCUUUUUUUAGACACAGUGGAAACUGAUGGCGAGGAGAGGCCUGAGCUUCACAAUACACUGGUAAGCUGUAAAAAUGGCACGUAUCACUGUUAAGAACCCUUCCCAUGGCCACCCAGUGCCAACGGUAUAAAUCAAGUGUAAGUGAUAGAGGUGGCAGGGAACUCCAAGCUGUUGACCAGGGCCCAACUAAAUGUUAAUCAAAUACUGCAUCUGCCGAGAUUUUUGUUCAACACACACGCGGUAUGUUUGUACUGUUGAUGAUGAAAUUGUAUAAAACAAUGGGAAUCUCUCUGAAAAGAAGUGAAGAGAAUUUGCACUGAAACAGUACAGAAAUGGUGCUCCCUUUUAGUGCAUUGCUGCUUGGGUGCACAUAAGAUAUCUUUCAUUACAGAUUAAAUUGGGGGAUGUUCUGGAGAACUCUGCCUGUGUGAUGCAAGUGCUACACGCUCUGGAUUGGAGGGGGAAAUGAACACAACAUUUUAUGUUGGUAAGCAUGCAUUGGUUGUGUUAGAAAUAUAUAUUCAAAAAUUGGACCUGAAUGUUCCCCUGUAUGUGAGGGUCUGGAGAAGAGUGGCAAGAAUGAGCAGAUACAGUGAUGAUAACAUAGUUCAGCAGACUGAACUGUGGUGAAGAACUGCAACUGUCUUUCGCUCCUAUCUGAUGUAUCUAGCUUCCGACCACAAGUACACAAGUCCCUUUUUUAAGCCUUCACUUACAUUAAAUGUGCAGAUUCUAUUGUAAAACUUUAAAUGUAACAACACAGCCUGCUUCUGUGGAGUUAAUGAUUACUGCAAUGAAAUAAUAGAAAAGUCCAUCCGCAGAACGGGUUGAUUCACAAACUUGUGCAACUUGAUUAUUCCAAAUCAUUUAGUGGUUUUGUCCAUUCUGUGUUUAAGACAUAUUCCUUACCCUUUUAUAUGUAUCUCUUUCAAACGUAGGUGGUGAACAUCUUGAACUAACAGUUGUAUGUGAAAGGUAGGUAUGUUUUGUGUAUCAAAUGCUAUAUGGUGAUGUGGGAAUGGAUAUAUGAUGAUAAACAUAACCUUGAACUCUCUCUCUGACUACAUGAUGGAAAAUAUCAAGGUCUGAUCUGUUCAUUUGCUGGUAUGUGCAGCUGUUUUAUGUGGAAUGCACUGGCUUGACACCCUUUCUUCUUCAUCCUAGAUGUGAAGUUGCAGCCUUACCCAGAAGACAUUCAACUUAA